Mercurialis annua (annual mercury) is the source of this 625-nucleotide messenger RNA. RefSeq names its product molybdopterin biosynthesis protein CNX1-like. The record is from RefSeq and is a predicted model, not a curated record. Gene Ontology annotation, molecular function: molybdopterin molybdotransferase activity. The coding region runs from base 27 to 473 and encodes 148 amino acids. Gene Ontology annotation, biological process: Mo-molybdopterin cofactor biosynthetic process; molybdenum incorporation into molybdenum-molybdopterin complex. Gene Ontology annotation, cellular component: cytosol; cytoplasm. NCBI's taxonomy places the organism in Eukaryota, Viridiplantae, Streptophyta, Magnoliopsida, Malpighiales, Euphorbiaceae. The transcript is spliced from 5 exons.
UUGCUUUUUGUGUAAAGGGGCGAAGAAUGAUAUCAGUGGAAGAAGCUCUUGCUACGGUUCUGAAAGUAGCUGAGCGGCUGCAACCAAUCACAGUCCCACUCCACGAUGCUCUUGGCAAGGUGUUGGCAGAGGAUGUUCUGGCCCCUGAUCCUUUACCUCCUUACCCAGCUUCCAUCAAGGAUGGUUAUGCUGUAGUUUCUUCCGAUGGCCCCGGUGAAUAUCCCGUCGUUACGGAAUCCAGAGCCGGAAAUGAUGGCCUUGGCGUUACUCUCACUCCUGGCACUGUAGCUUAUGUCACUACUGGAGGUCCAAUACCUGAUGGCGCAGAUGCAGUUGUUCAGGUUGAGGACACUGAACAACUUCACAAUUCUAAACGAGUUCGUAUAUUGGUUAAAACUAUUAAAGGUGCUGAUAUUCGACCUGUGUCUUUGUUUUACAGGGUUGCGACAUUGAGAAAGAUGCUGUUGUGUUAAAAUCUGGAGAAAGAUUAGGUACUCCUGAAAUUGGUCUGCUCGCUACUGUUGGUGUUGUAAUGGUGAAGGUAUAUCCUACACCGACAAUUGCUGUUCUUUCCACAGGAGAUGAACUUGUGGAGCCAACGACAGCAUGUCUAAGUAGGGGCCAG